Messenger RNA from Cylicocyclus nassatus, 1416 nucleotides. Lineage: Eukaryota; Metazoa; Nematoda; Chromadorea; Rhabditida; Strongylidae. The record is from the annotation of a GenBank genome assembly.
UAAAUCGAUGAUUCUUUCAGAUCUGUUUCCUCUCUUUGAGGCAGUAUCCAUUUAGUCCUUCGGACUAUUGUAAUGAUGGGGUUGUUUGGGAAAAAGAAGGAUCCUAAGGAGCAAGUUAGGGAAAUGCAGAGGAAGAUGCGACAAGAAAUGCGAGCGUUGGACAGGCAAAUAUACGGCAUUCAAAGAGAGGAGCAGAAGGUUACGAGAGAGAUCAAAGAAGCAGCGAAAAAAGGUGAUCGCGAUGUUUGCGUUGUAUUGGCGAAGUCUUUAAUUCAGUCUCGAAAGGCCGUUGCAAAAAUUCAUGUGUCCAAAGCUCAGAUUAACUCUGUUAUAAUGUGUAUGCAAGAGCAACUCUCAACGAUGCGAAUGGCUGGAACACUCCAAAAAUCGACUCAAGUUCUGCAAGCGAUGCAAAGUUUAGUGAAGGUGCCAGAAAUCAUGAGAACCAUGCGGGAGAUGUCUCAAGAAAUGAUGAAACUCGGAAUCAUAGAUGAAAUGAUUGAAGAAACCAUGGAAACUGUGGAGCCAGCCGAUCUCGAGGAGGCAGCACAGGAAGAAGUAGAUCGCAUCCUUUGGGAAGUAACAGCUGGUGAACUUGGUAAAGCUCCAGCUGCCGCCACUGGAGAACUCUCCGGUGAACAACUCUACAUGGCAAAAUUCUACGCUGUUGCUCAUGGGUUCGAACGUGGAAUCUUUGAGAAUUGGGACGAAGUAAAGAAGCAGAUAGACGACUUUCCACAAGCUGUCUACAAGAAAUUUUCCAAACGUGAGGAAGCCGAAGAGUAUAUGAAAGCACGUGAGAUAAAGAAAGUCGAAUUAGCUGUUCCUGAACCUAAUCUGGAAAAAUAUUAUGCGGUUGCUCGUGGCUAUUCAGUUGGCGUCUUCACUAAUUACGAGGAUGUCAAGAAAUACAUAGAAAAUUAUCCACAACCACUUUAUAAGAAGUUCGACAAGUUAGACGAUGCGCUUGCCUAUUUCAACAAAUUUUUCCAUGGAAAAGAAAAACAGGCCGAUGAUAAAGGCAAGGAAGAAAAGCAGAAAGAGGAAACUUCCAAGGAAAAGAAAGAGGGUGAAAGUGCGAAAAGUAAGCCAAAAGAGGAGUCGUCAAAAGACGCUAAGGCCACUGAUGAUGGGGCGAAAAAAGAUGCCGGCAAAGAGGAAAAAGCCACGACAUACUACGCAGUUGCGAGAGGGCAUUCUACUGGAGUUUUCACAUCGUGGGACGAAUGUAAAAAGCAAACGACAAAUUUCAAAGGUGCUAAAUUCAAGAAGUUUGAUAAUGAAGAGGAGGCGAAAAUGUUCGCCGAAGGCAAAACGCUGAAGCAGAUAGAGGAAGCCAUGGCUGGUCGUAAACGAAACGCUGAGGCAUCUACUGCCAAAGAAGAACCGGAACCGGAAAAGAAAGUGAAGAAGUGA